CUCUGUCCGCAUCUCUGCCUCCAUCAGGACACGGAGCUCCGCCUCGGAUGCUGCUGGAACUGUUUAUCUGAUUACCAGAUACACGAGCUGCGCUUCCUUAAAGCGACACCCUGGCCUUAAUUAAUUACACUGCCAGUGAGAGAGAAAGAGAGAGAAGGAGAGGAGGAGAGAGAGACGCCGAGGAUGCAGCGCCCACCUCCUCCCUGCAGGAUGCCGCGAGCCGCCGCUUCAUCUCCUGCCUCGAGGUUAUGAAACUGUAAUCUGACCCUGCACGCCAGCAGGAAGACCCCCUCCUCUUCCUCCUCCUCCCUCCUCCUCUCCAUCCUGGGAUACAUCCACGAUCAGUGCGUCACGCGGGUUUUUCUUCCGCUUUCUCUCUGCAUCACGCUCAGCUGAUGAAACUGGCAGCAAACGCACGUCCCUACAGCCUGCACGGCAUCUAUGGAAGGCGUUUUUAGGUCCGCGUGUGAGCGUCCUCUCUGCUGUGCUGGCGGCCUUCCUGUGUUUCUGCACUCCUGUUUCGCAGCCGGUACUUUUCCGCUCGCACGCAGCAGAUGAAACCUCGACUCCCUGCCUCUGCGCUUCCUCCCCGCGUGGGCUCUGAGACCUGCGUCAAGCGCGCCUCGUCCUCUCCGCGUCCCCGCCGUCGCCGUGCCGCUGAUGCGGUGCGCCUGGGUGCUCGCUUUCUCCUCGUCCUGGCCGGUUCCUGAUCCUCUGGGCCGGAGGGCCAGCCUCCUCCAUCGGGGCAGGAUGGUACGGUUUGUGAGCGCGCUGGGGCUCGUCAUAUUCAGCGUGGCGCUGCUCAUCCUGUCUCUCAUCAGCUAUGUCUCCAUCAAGAAGGACUUCCUGUUCAGCACCCCGAGAUAUGGACCCAACGGCGGACCCAGGAUGUACAUGUUCCAUGCGGGGUUUCGUGAGAGGCCACCUCGCAAACCCGACCUGAGCUCCCAGUUGGCGAUGAAGUAUUUGGAUCCAGCUUUUACUUCUCUGACCAACGCUCUCAGCGAGGACCUGCAGAACUCAUCUAAAUGGAGGCACAACAGCACUGCUUUUAACCAGCAGAGGAAGGAGAUCUCUCAGUACAUCGACAUACCCCACAACUUCACGCUGACUCGAGACUCAGUCCGAAUCGGUCAGCUGAUGCACUAUGACUACUCCAGCCACAAAUACGUCUUCUCCAUCAGCGACAAUUUUCGCUCUCUCCUCCCGGAGGUCUCACCAAUCCUCAACAAGCACUAUAACGUAUGUGCUGUGAUUGGCAACAGCGGCAUCCUCACUGGCUCACGCUGCGGUCCCCAGAUUGAGAAAUACGACUUUGUCUUCCGCUGCAAUUUUGCGCCGACUGAGAUCUUUAAAAAAGAUGUUGGGCGUCGCACCAACAUGACGACCUUUAACCCCAGUAUCCUGGAGAAAUACUAUAACAACUUACUAACUGUGCAGGACAGAAAUAACUUCUUCCUUAGCCUGAAGAAGCUAGAUGGCGCCAUUCUGUGGAUCCCAGCGUUUUUCUUCCACACGUCGGCCACAGUGACGAGAACGUUGGUGGACUUUUUUGUGGAGCAUAAAGGUCAGCUCAAGGUCCAGCUCGCCUGGCCUGGAAACAUCAUGAAAUAUGUCAACAACUACUGGAAAACCAAGCAGCUGUCGCCGAAGCGCCUGAGCACAGGCAUUCUGAUGUACACGCUGGCUUCUUCCAUGUGUGACCAGAUCCACCUGUACGGUUUCUGGCCCUUUGGCUGGGACCCGAACACAGGCAAAGAGCUCCCCUACCACUACUACGACAAGAAGGGCACCAAAUUCACCACCAAGUGGCAGGAGUCCCACCAGCUGCCUGCCGAGUUUAAACUCCUCUACAAGAUGCACACAGAAGGACUGCUGAAGCUCUCCCUCUCCCACUGUGCUUAGGGAUAAAACUGUGGCAGGUACCGUGCUCCUUCAGGCUCCGAUCCAGCACUUCCACUGGCCGGAAUUACAGAAAGGGUGAGACAAGCAAAGUUGGGACUCCUGCCGUUUAGUCAAAGGCAACAGCUUGACUGUAAGGCUGAGUUUGUGCAGUGGAGAUCAGCCUGAGAUACCAGAGCAAAGGCUCGUAAUUGUGCGCUCAAGAUGAACUGUAACAGCUCAAUAAACAAGCAGUGUGUUAAUUUUCUACUGCUCAUAAAUCUACAGCUGAACAGCACUGCGUUUAGUUUCAUUUUACCACAGAAAGGUGGACUGUCAUGCAAAAGCUGGUCUUCAGACGAGUGUCACAGUGCUGAAUCGUUUAAUAGCGUUUUAAUUGCAAUCAGGGUCUUUCACAGAACUAAUGCAGACACAUGCAACAUAAAACAGCUCCAUCCAGAAAUGACAGCAUGUAGGCCAAUCAGAUUCAAGCACAUAGAUCCAGGCAUGGCAAAAAACAUGAUUUUGUGGCUGUUUUCAAAAAUUGCAAAGUGCUGUCUUACGUUCGUUAUAUAUUAUACUAAACAGCUGUGUGGCGCUGGGGUUUGGUAAACCCUCAAACUCAGAGCUCUGACAUUUUGGGGUUUUUAUUUCUUUGGUUUCUUUGCUGUUUUUGGUCUGAAAACAACAAUGCUGGGAUCAUCCGCAUGUCAGGGACCACACUGACAAAGUCUGGAGGUUGGAUGUAUGCAGGGUCCUGACACUAUCCUAGAUUUUAUUUUUGUACAUUAGAGUCAUAUUAAGAAAAGAAGAUGAAGCUUGAUGAAGAUGAUGAUGAGAUCAAGUUACACAGUAUUUUGCCUUUGACCAAGAUACAUUAUCAGACUUCAUAUCUUUCUGUUUUCAAAACCUCUACAGUGCCACGUACAAAGGAGAACAAAUGGAGGGACCAGGUUUGGCUUUCUUUGCUUCACCUGACAGCUCCAACAUCAUUAUCAGUCUUUCCUUUUGCCAUGUCUGCUGUUGUGCUAUAUAUAAGAACGCUCAGUCUCUAUAUUUAGCACAGUGAAAGGAUAUAGUA
Molecule: messenger RNA, 2962 nt
Organism: Neolamprologus brichardi
Lineage: Eukaryota; Metazoa; Chordata; Actinopteri; Cichliformes; Cichlidae
Gene: st8sia3
Product: ST8 alpha-N-acetyl-neuraminide alpha-2,8-sialyltransferase 3
Biological process (GO): N-glycan processing; oligosaccharide metabolic process
Molecular function (GO): alpha-N-acetylneuraminate alpha-2,8-sialyltransferase activity
Source: RefSeq, a predicted model, not a curated record